Molecule: messenger RNA, 2250 nt
Organism: Symbiodinium sp. CCMP2592
Lineage: Eukaryota; Dinophyceae; Suessiales; Symbiodiniaceae
Source: the annotation of a GenBank genome assembly
AUGUCGAGCGCGAUGAAGGCAUCCAAGGCUUCAAAGACCUCCCAUGGUGGGAGCCCGGGCAACGCUUCGCCUACCAAUGGCUCCCAGAAGGUGGUCGGGCCGAACAUCAAAGGAAACCGGGAGGAGUACCAGCUGGUGAUGCACCUUCAGUCCGCCCUCUUUGGGGGAGUCUACGAGGCCAAGGGGCGCUCCAGUGGCAAGGACUAUGCGAUCAAGGUGCUGCACAAGAGCGAGCUCCAGAAGGUAGAGGAGAACGACUCCAUCGAGUUCUGUGAAGUUCCACUAAGUGAACUCAAGUUUGCCGAUGUCAUGAAAGGGCACGAGCAUGUCAUGGAAGUCGAAGAGCAUUUCGAAGACCAGUAUUGCCAUUACUGUGUAUUCGAGCUGUGUCGAGGUGGGGAUCUGCUGGAAGCGUUGAAGCAGAAGCCAAUGGGCUUCGACGAGCGGCAGGCGCAGUUCCUGAUCCGACAGGCAGUGCUGGGCCUCGCCCAUCUGCACGACCGAGGAGUGGCGAUGCAGGACGUCUCCUUGGAGAAUAUGCUGCUAAACAUCAACCCAAGCUCGGGCCACUGGCAGGUGAAGAUCUGCGAUCCUGGUCAGGCUGUGCGGUUCCAGACAGACUCCAAUGGCCAGGAAAAGCCCGUAGGCUUUCAUGGACUUGUGGGCAAGUCCUUCCGCCCACCAGAGCUGCACGACCACAAGCCGUACCUUGCAACGAAGGUGGACUCCUGGUGCUUGGGCUGGAGCACCUUUUACCUGCUUACGGCGCAGCCGCUUUUCAUGAGCGCCGAUCCUGCGCUCAAGGACACCGACUGGCAGCUCUUUAAGAGCGGCAAGUUUGACGAGCUUUUCAAAACAAAGUCGCCGAACUUCUCGCCAACUGGAAUUGACUUCAUCUUCAAACUUCUCCAGUUUGAGCCUUCCAAGCGGAUGUCAAUUGCAGAUGCCUGCAGCUUGGCUUGGUUGAAUGAUGCCAGCGUGCAACCAGUUCCCGCACCCAAGGAGCUGCUCCCUGACUCCCUGAUCCGAACCAAUGAGGUCCAGGUGCCGGCGCCGGUGCCCUCAAAGCCCGCUCCGCCCCCUGCGGAGCGUCCCGACUUUAUGGGAGGCUCGCUCUCUGCCAGCAUCCCCUCCAUGACGGCUUCCUUGGGAGCUCCUGCCAUUGGCUCACCGAUGAGGCCGAUGACGCACACUCUACCGACCUGGUCUGCUGCGCCGAUACAAGGUGUUGUGUCCACGACCACGAAGAUGGUGGCGCCCCGCACGCCACUUAUGAGAGUUCGAAGUCCGUCGAGCCGAUCCCCACGCCAAAGCUUCGCAGCGGAGGUUCAGAUGGUGCAGAGCGCCGAUCGUCGGAGUCGAGCCUUUCAGCCCCAGCGGAGGUCCCAGAGGACCGCCUACUCGGGAGCUUAUGUGGUGGCCACUGCCCAUUCCCCAGCGCCCAUGGCACUGCGUGGCACAUCCGGGCGGGCUCUGCCGCAUGCACCACCCGCCGGAGAAAACCAUGGCGUGGUAGCGGGCCACAACUACUACUCCCACAGUCAUGAUGGGGGACGUGCGAACUUUAUCGCCACACCCAGGUCAAACUCCAGACCGCGGCCCUCAGCGACAUUGGCUCCAUCGCCGCUGCCGCUGGCAGAGCCCUCGAGCGAACAGCGCGGGAGGCCGCUGUGGGCCUUUGGAGGGCCAACCAAGGAGGGCGCGCCGCCAAGAAUGGGCAGCGGCACUUCGGACUUCCAGGGCCCGGCCCGGGCAGCCUCGCCGGUUCCUGUGGCCUCCAUGGCCAUGCCAAGGGUUGCUUCACCGGGGCCCCCUGGCGGCAUCUCCUUUGUGGCCGCGGAUGGCAGAAGGGCUUUGAGCCCGGCGCGCCACGUGAUCGUGUCGAGAUCGCCUUCGCCAGUGGAGUUAAAUCGCGGUGCCAGCCCGGCGAUCAGAGGGACCUCAGCAGGCUUUAGUUGGACACCGGUGUCCAUCUCACCACGCAUGCCUGCUUUCGCAGCCUGUCACCGCCCAUGGUGGGCGGCUUCGCUUGGAUGCCAGAGUUGGGCUCCCCUCGUGCAUCUCCCCGGGCCUUCUCACCGGGGCCCCCGCAGUCCAUCAGCUUUGCGCGGGCGCCGAGCAUGGUGGCAGCGUCGGGGUAUUCCACCAGCGUGCGGACUUGAGUCUUGCAUUCCCAUGCGUCCACAGAUGGCGGGGGCAUUCGCUCCAGAAAUUGCUGCCAGGUUCCAUCCGAAAAAUGCGUGUAGAUAG